UUCCAAGUUCAGAGUAUGGAGGAAAUGAAGAUCAGCAGCAGCAGCCGCCAUGAAAACAAUUCGGUUACAAGAGACGAUGAUGGAUAUAAAGGUGUGCCGAUUCAUAGCCAAGUGAUGAAGAUAAAGCAAGAGUUCGAGAAGAUCAAGCAUCCAUCGCUGCAGCAGCCGGAUAUGAGACGGGUGGCUCGAGAGAUCAGCAGGCAAAGGUCCCGGUCCCGGUCCCCUCUGGGGUUAGCUGAACGACCCAUAUCUGUUGGGAAUUCGUAGAAAUUGUCACCUGAAGAAGAUGAGAA
Messenger RNA from Hibiscus syriacus, 293 nucleotides. RefSeq lists its product as uncharacterized. The transcript has a single exon. The record is from RefSeq and is a predicted model, not a curated record. NCBI's taxonomy places the organism in Eukaryota, Viridiplantae, Streptophyta, Magnoliopsida, Malvales, Malvaceae. The coding region runs from base 16 to 267 and encodes 83 amino acids.